This is a messenger RNA of Salvia hispanica, 1605 nucleotides long. The record is from RefSeq and is a predicted model, not a curated record. Lineage: Eukaryota; Viridiplantae; Streptophyta; Magnoliopsida; Lamiales; Lamiaceae.
AUGGCGCAGCUUAUGAUUGUUGCAUUAGCAAUUCUUAUAUUGCUAGUGGUAAUGGUGCUUCGCUUGUUUAUCGAAUGCAGUGUGUUCGGAGCUCAACAAUUAAGUGGCCGAAUUCGUCCUCACCGGAGAGGAAAUCAGGUGACGAUGAAUCGGGGGUGGUUUCGUUGUCAGUUUUGCCAAGCACCGGUCUGCAGGCCUUGGGACCGUGGCGAUUUGGUUAGGAGGCUAUCCACUUUCAAGUCGAUGACCUGGUUUGCCGAAUUUCAAGGGGCGAGCCCUUUGGAAUGUGCGAUAAGGGGUUGGGUUAAUGUUUAUACGGACGCAAUUGCUUGUGUCUCAUGCAAUGCACGCCUCCUCUUUUCUACACCAUCAGCAACAAGGCAAUCAGUUGAGAAAGCAGCUAUGGUAUUCAGCUUGAAGCUGGAAGGAGGACAUAAUUUGCUGUGCCCUUGGACUAAUAACUCAUGUGCAGAAGAACUUGCUCAGUUUCCGAUUCUAUCCAGGGCAAGUUACGAGGACUACAAGAGGCGGUUUUUAUCACUAUCACAGUUAAUAGCUCUUCCUGUUACUGCCCCUAUGGCCAUCGAUGACUCUAGAAAUUCUCAACUGGCGCUAUUUCUUAGUGGCUCUUCAAGUUUUGCGUGUCAUGAACCACUUGAAAGCUCCGGGACAAAAUCUUCAGGGCAUGUACCUGAAACAAGUUCUUCCAUCUUGUACUAUCAGGCACAGAAGCUGAUUAGUUUGUUUGGCUGGGAACCUCGUAUACUACCUUACAGAGUUGACUUCAAGGAUGGACAAAAUGAUUCUAAAGAUGCGAAUGUAACAAUUACAACAGGACAAAAACUGAAAGGUAAUAUCCAUUCUUCAAGUGAGGGUACCAACCCUUACUGUGAGCUGCAGGUUGAUCCUAGUUCUGUUGCUCUCGAUUGCCAGUUAUGCGGGGCUAGCGUUGGAUUAUGGGCUUUCUCUAUUAUCCCUCGGCCUCUGGAGUAUAUAGAUUUGUGGGGCUUACAGAAGUUACUGAUAAAAGUUUGGCUGCCCAUGGCCAUGAUGAGGCUUGUGCACAAGAAGAGGCCAUCGCAAGUGGAGGAUCAAGCAUUGGUACAACAAAGUGAAACCGCCAGGACUGAAGAAACCUUUGUAACCAUAGAGACAAAUGCCAUUGCAGACGAACCGUUAGAGGUUCCCGAACCUGUUCCAGAAGGCUCUGAUUUGAAUUUGACUGGAACUGUAAAGGGAGUCAUUGCAGUUGCUGGUGAGUUAUCUAGCUCAACCCCUGAGAAUAUUACUUCAACUAGAAACGCAGGAGGGCUUGAGCCUCACGGAGAACAAAUGUGUGGAAACCACGACAAAGUUGGCAGCUACCAAAGAAGCUAUUUCGAUAGUCUUGGAAACGGGGCGUCACAGUGCCAGAAACCUAUGCUCUGUAGUACAAAUUUUAAUAAAACAAUGGAGUUUGACCCAAUCAAACAGCACAGGCAUUUUUGCCCCUGGACCGUGUCUACUGGCAAAUCUGCUCCUGGAUGGCUACAGACACUAUCAGCUUUGAAAGAAAACAAGGAGCUCAGUGGUGUGCGCUCAUCUAGUUUGAUAGAGGUAAAAUGA